Messenger RNA from Lodderomyces jiufengensis, 2160 nucleotides. RefSeq lists its product as uncharacterized. The transcript has a single exon. Lineage: Eukaryota; Fungi; Ascomycota; Pichiomycetes; Serinales; Debaryomycetaceae. The record is from RefSeq and is a predicted model, not a curated record. Bases 1 to 2160 code for a protein of 719 amino acids.
AUGCUAAGAUUUUUAAUACGGCAUCGACCGAUAAUAAUAAAUACAUACAUACGACAUCAUUUAAUUCAAAAAAGAUUAUAUUCCAAAAAUUUUUCAUUCUUUAAUAAAAACCUAACUCCAUCAUUGCCUGAAAAGUUUACAAAUUUUGUUACGAAUAUUUUAACUGAACAACAUGAUAAAAUUUUAGAUCAACCAGUUCAAGAAUUAAUUGAAAAAAUUCCAAACUUGAAAAAAGAUUUAAAGAAAUCUUUAGAUUUUGAGAACAAAUUAUAUACUGUUUUAUCUUAUGAUCCUGUUUUAAUUGAUCCAAGGUUAUAUUUACAUUUUUACUAUCCUGAAAUCAAUGGACCAAUGAAACAAUUAUUAAUCGAAAGACUUCUAUUUCAUCAGCAAUAUGUUGCAUGUUGGGAAUUAUUUAUGGGGGAAACACUAAUAGAUUUAGAUGACUUUUUGACAACCGUUAGUACAUUUUUAACUAAACAAAAUAAUAAAUUUGCAAUUAUAGACUUUAUACUAAGUCAACCAAAUUUUGAAGAGAAAGAAACUUAUAAAAUACAAAUUAUAGAUUCACUUGUACAUAUUUUUAAUAUUAAUGCUAAACAAGUACUUAAUAUUUAUCACGAAAUUAAUGAUUUACGAACUUUUAAUGAUAUUUUAAACUAUAAUGAUAAUGGUUUUAUUGCAUCAGUUAUUAAACUAAAAAGAAUCAUGAAAAUACUGCUAUACAAAGGGGCCACCAAGCAUCAGAUUUAUGAAAUUCUAGUGCAAUAUCCACAAAUAUUAAUUCAACCUGGCUGGGUUAGUUGUAUACUACCAAAAUUUGAAUUUUAUUCAUGUUUGUUAUUUGAUGAUUUACCUGAAAACAUUAAACCUUUUAUGGAAGCAGUUGAAGAGAUUUUAUCCACAGGUGUUAGGUUAAACGAUGUGGAUGCAACAUAUUUAUUACAUUCGAAGGUGAAUCCUUUUGCAUUAUUCCUGGCUUAUAGAUUGUCACCAUUACAAAAACAAAUUCUGAACCAUAUUGUCAAAUUGAUGCUUAAGGAACCAAGAAAUGAGGAAGUUAAAGCUGCGUAUUUAAUUUCCAUGAAACUACUCGACUUACCAUUAGCCAUUGAAUGUUUAGAUUUAUUAAUUCCAGAUGAACCAUCAGUUUUAACACUAGUAAAACCAUUGGAAGAAUCGAUGAAGAAUAAUAUUGUGAUGGGGCUAAAAAACUUCAAUUCAGCUCAUUACAUCGAAUUGAUUCCUUACUAUAGUAACAAUGUCAAAAUUUCAAGACACCUAAUUACAACAUACUCAGAAUCAAUUCAUGCAAGCAUCGAAGAUUUCAACAAAUUGGCUCUUAUACAACCUCAAUCAAAACAAGCAAUAUUAGAGAUUUUCAGAUCAGCAUUAUUAAGAAGCAAAUUUAUUGAUGAAACUUUUUUUGCUAUCAUUUUAAAUAGUAUCUUGAGGAAAACAAUUACCAAAAUUGGAGAUUUCAAUACUUCUUACGAAUCCUUAUCAUCAAAUGAAAAAAACACAUUUCACAAUUCGUUACGUUCAUUAGCACAAACAAUAUCACUUUUAAAUACCAAUGACAUUGCAUUAGUAAUGGAUAUUAUUCACAAAACUUUUGAUUCAAAUUCCUUCUACUAUAAAAAUGAUCCAAUUGCAAAAGAAUAUUUACUUAAAAUUGUUUCACAUGAUGUUUAUAGAUUCAUACUACGUAAAGAGAACAAAAUUGAGUUACUUCAAGACAUAAUGAGUAAAAUGCAAACAUCAACAUUUUGGGUAACUUACUGGCUUCUUUAUGCAACGGUAUUAGAUGAUUAUGGAAAUUCAAUAAAAUUGUUGAAAUAUUAUUCAAAUGAUAAACACCAACUAAUUCAAUAUUUUCCAGCUUUGGUUUCAGGUAUUUUAAAUUCAAAAAAUUUGAAUAUAAAUAAUAAAAUUAGAUAUAUUGAUGUUUUCUUGAAAGAGUCAAAAAAAUAUGGAUUUAAUAAUAUUUUAAAAAUGAAAAAUGGAUUUGAAAUUAUAAAUUAUUUUAAAAAAGCUGCUAGAUCUAAUCAAUUGGACGAUGAAUCUAUUAAAUGGUUAAUUCAAUUUAGUAAAAAUAACAAAUAUCUUAGAAGAGUUAUGGCUAAUGUUAGGGUUAGUAAACGAGGCAAGAAGGACUAA